GAGGAAGUAAGAGAGGGGCUGUUGCAAGAGGAACUAGGGCCAGGAGUCUAUGAAGAAGGAAUAAGUGAGGGAGCAGAGCCAUGCCAGAGCCAUCCCCAAGAACCCGCUGAGCCUACACACCUGUCUUUACUCACAGGAACCCAGAUACCUACCCUCAACAUGGGCAGCAAGGAGCGCUUUCACUGGCAGAGUCACAAUGUGAAGCAGAGUGGUGUGGAUGACAUGGUGCUGCUGCCCCAGGUCACUGAGGACGCCAUCGUGAGCAACCUCCGCAAGCGCUUCCUGGAUGACUACAUCUUUACAUAUAUUGGCUCCGUGCUAAUCUCUGUCAACCCCUUCAAGCAGAUGCCCUACUUCACUGACCGGGAAAUUGAUCUCUACCAGGGUGCGGCCCAGUAUGAGAAUCCUCCACACAUCUAUGCCCUCACUGACAACAUGUACCGGAAUAUGCUGAUCGACUGUGAGAACCAGUGUGUCAUUAUCAGUGGGGAAAGCGGAGCUGGGAAGACAGUGGCUGCUAAGUACAUCAUGGGCUAUAUCUCCAAGGUGUCUGGCGGGGGAAACAAGGUCCAGCAUGUCAAAGACAUAAUCCUACAGUCAAACCCACUGCUUGAGGCUUUCGGCAAUGCCAAGACCGUGCGCAACAACAAUUCCAGCCGCUUUGGCAAGUAUUUUGAGAUCCAGUUCAGCCGAGGUGGAGAACCAGAUGGAGGCAAGAUCUCCAACUUCCUACUGGAGAAGUCUCGUGUGGUCAUGCAGAAUGAGAAUGAAAGGAAUUUCCACAUCUACUACCAGCUUCUGGAAGGGGCCUCCCAGGAGCAGCAGCAGAACCUAGGACUUAUGACACCAGACUACUAUUACUACCUCAACCAAUCAGACACCUACAAGGUGGAAGGCACUGAUGACCGGAGUGACUUCAGUGAGACCCUGAAUGCCAUGCAAGUCAUUGGGAUUCCGACCAGUGUGCAGCAGCUUGUCUUGCAGCUCGUGGCAGGGAUCUUGCACCUGGGGAACAUCAGCUUCUGUGAAGAAGGGAAUUAUGCUCGUGUGGAGAGCGCAGACCUCUUAGCCUUCCCAGCCUACCUGCUGGGCAUAGACAGUGGUCGGCUGCAAGAGAAGCUGACCAGCCGUAAGAUGGACAGCAAAUGGGGUGGCCGAAGUGAGUCCAUUGACGUGACCCUCAAUGUGGAACAGGCAGCCUACACUCGUGACGCACUGGCAAAGGGACUCUAUGCCCGCCUCUUCGACUUCCUGGUGGAGGCUAUCAACCGUGCUAUGCAGAAGCCUCAGGAAGAGUACAGCAUCGGUGUGCUGGACAUCUAUGGCUUUGAGAUCUUCCAGAAAAAUGGCUUUGAGCAGUUCUGCAUCAACUUCGUCAACGAAAAACUGCAACAGAUUUUUAUUGAGCUCACCCUGAAGGCAGAGCAGGAGGAGUAUGUGCAAGAGGGCAUCCGCUGGACCCCCAUCGAAUACUUCAACAACAAAGUCGUGUGUGACCUCAUCGAAAACAAGCUGAACCCCCCAGGCAUCAUGAGCGUGCUAGACGACGUGUGCGCCACGAUGCAUGCCACCGGCGGCGGCGCAGACCAGACGCUGUUGCAAAAGCUACAAGGGGCAGUGGGCACCCACGAGCACUUCAACAGCUGGAGCGCGGGAUUUGUCAUCCAUCACUAUGCAGGCAAAGUCUCCUAUGACAUCAGUGGCUUCUGUGAGAGGAAUCGAGAUGUACUGUUCUCUGACCUUAUAGAACUGAUGCAGUCCAGUGACCAGGCCUUUCUACGGAUGCUCUUUCCUGAGAAGCUGAAUGUAGACAAGAAGGGUCGCCCCAGUACUGCUGGCUCCAAGAUCAAGAAACAAGCCAAUGACCUGGUGUCCACACUGAAGAAGUGCACACCCCACUACAUCCGCUGCAUCAAACCCAACGAGACCAAGCGGCCCCGGGACUGGGAGGAGAGCAGGGUGAAGCACCAGGUGGAGUACCUGGGCCUGAGGGAGAACAUCAGAGUACGAAGGGCAGGCUUUGCUUAUCGUCGACAGUUCUCCAAGUUCUUGCAGAGGUAUGCCAUUCUGACACCUGAGACAUGGCCACGGUGGCGUGGAGAUGAACGCAAGGGUGUCCAGCACCUGCUUUGUGCUGUUAACAUGGAGCCAGAUCAGUACCAGAUGGGAAGUACCAAAGUCUUUGUUAAGAACCCAGAGUCGCUUUUCCUCCUGGAAGAGAUGCGAGAGAGGAAGUUUGAUGGCUUUGCCCGCACCAUCCAGAAAGCCUGGCGACGCCAUGUAGCAAUCCGAAAGUACGAGGAGAUGCGGGAAGAAGCUUCUAACAUCCUAUUGAACAAGAAGGAACGCAGGCGAAACAGCAUCAACCGGAACUUUGUUGGAGACUACCUGGGGCUAGAGGAGCGGCCUGAGUUGCGUCAGUUCCUGGCCAAGAGGGAACGAGUGGACUUUGCCGACUCAGUCACCAAGUAUGACCGCCGCUUCAAGCCUAUCAAACGGGACUUGAUCCUGACCCCCAAGUAUAUAUAUGUGAUUGGGAGAGAGAAGGUAAAAAGGGGACCAGAGAAGGGUCUGAUUCGUGAAGUCCUGAAGAAGAAAUUGGAAAUUCAGGCCCUCCGAGGGGUGUCCCUCAGCACCCGACAGGAUGACUUCUUCAUCCUCCAAGAAGAGGCUGCUGACUCCUUCUUGGAAAGCGUUUUCAAGACUGAAUUCGUCAGCCUUCUGUGCAAGCGCUUUGAAGAGGCAGCACGCAGGCCCCUGCCCCUCACCUUCAGUGACACACUACAGUUUCGGGUGAAGAAGGAAGGCUGGGGCGGAGGCAGUACCCGCAAUGUUACCUUCUCCCGAGGGACAGGUGACUUGGCUGUGCUCAAGGCUGGGGGCCGAGCUCUCACUAUCAGCAUCAGGGACGGACUGCCUAAGAGCACCAAACCUACAAGAAAGGGGUUAGCCCAUGGAAGACCUCGAAGGUCAGCACAGGCCCCGACUCGAGCAGCCCCUGGGCCCCCCAGAGGCCUGAAUCGAAAUGGGGUACCACCCUCUUCUAGGGCAGGGCCUCUACCCAUGGAGAUCACAUCUGGAAGGAAUUCCCAGAGGCCCCCUCAGGGCCCUCCAUCCUCAACCCUAGGAGCCAGCAGACGUCCUCGGGCGCGGCCACCUUCUGAACACAACACAGAAUUUCUCAACGUGCCUGACCAGGGUGUGGCAGGCAUGCAAAGGAAGAGAAGCAUAGGGCAGAGACCUGUGCCAGGAGUGGGCCGGCCCAAGCCUCAGCCACGAUCACAUGGCCCAAGGUGCCGGGCACUGUACCAAUACAUAGGCCAAGAUGUGGACGAACUGAGUUUUAACGUGAACGAAGUAAUUGAGAUCCUCAUGGAAGAUUCUUCUGGCUGGUGGAAGGGCCGGCUGCAUGGCCAGGAAGGUCUCUUUCCAGGAAACUAUGUGGAGAAGAUCUGAUUGUCUACCCACCAGCCAGCCUGCUUGGCUGCCAGGGAGCCACGCCCUACCAGAGGGAGCCUUGAUUACUCUGCACUGGCCAGAACGCUCAGGCCUGAGGCCUCCAGCCCAGUGGGGGCCUUGUAUAUGGAGAAUCAGCACUGUAGCACCCCACGCCUGGUGCUAGUUUCCUGCGGGUUGAAUUGCUCUCCAAGUCUCCAUUUUAUCACUUAUCCAAUAGGAUUUGCUGCAGUAUCUACCUCCCAGCCACCUUGUGUGUAUGAAAUGAAUCAGGUCCUGCCCUGUGAGCAAAGGGCUGUGCACGGUCCAGGGUUAGGGAAGUUUGACAAUCAGGCCUUUCCAUCUUCUCUCAUCACUGAGGCAAUAAACAUGUCAGGUAAAAGCAAGGAGUAAAUUACUGAGUUCUGGGGCUGGGAAUAUGGCUUAGAUGGUGGGGCACUUGCCUUGCAAGCAUAAGGUUUCAUCAGGACAGCAGAAAACUGGGCAUAGUGGUACACGCCUAUGACCUCAGGACUCAGGAGAUGGAGAUAGGGAGAUCAAGAGUUCAAUGUCAUCCUUGACUAUGUAGCUGUUGGUUUUUUUAAACUUUAAAAAUAUUUAUUUAGCGUGUGUGUGUGAGAGUGUAUGUGUGAGUGUGUGCAUAUGUGCACACACACAUCAGAAGACAACUCUGAAGUUAGUUCUCUCCUUCUACCAUGCAAAUUCCAGGAGUCAAAUCAAACUCAGAUGAUCAAUCAGGCUUGGUGGUGAGGGCUUUAACCCUAGUGGGGAUAUAACAAGCCCCAACAUAGCUGAUUUUGAGGAUGUCAUGGGCUAUAUAAGAUCCUUUCUGUGGUGUGGGGGUGGGGGAGGUAAGGAAGACUGCCCAGGAAAGCCAUUCUGGUCCUUUUCACUUCAGCUUUGCCUCAGGAAACCAACCUUUGCUGUAAAAAGAAGCACAAGGAUGCAGCUGGGCCACAUCUGGCCUCUUGUUGGCCGAUCAUUCCACAAAAGCAUUUCACAGUCCUUGAGUGUGGCUGAACCACUCAUCUAUGAGUUCUUUUACACUCUAUUGAAAGAGUACUUGCUUAACAUGGAUUACACCCAGAGCUAAGAGAGACAGACAGACAGAGAGACUUACUAUAUACACCAGGCUAGCCUUGAACUCCUACAGAUCUGUCUGCUUUGCCUCCUAAGUGCUGAAAUUAAAGACAUGCGUCCUCUGCCUGUUUUCAAAAAAUAAUUUUAAAAAUUAAGAUUUAUUUAUUUUAAAUGUUUUAAAAAAUUUUGAUACUAUAAAAUAAUCAUUUACUUGUCCUAAAUAUAUAAAGGCAACCUAGUCAAUGUGUACAGUGUCAUUUGUAGCCAGGCAUAGUGGUACACACCUGCGAUACCAGCACUCGGAGAUGGAGGGAGGUACAUCUCUGUGAGUUUGAGGACAGCCUGAUCUACAAAGCAAGUCCAGGACAGCCAGCCAGAAGUGUUACACAGAGAAAUCCUGCCUCAAAAUAAAUAAAUAAAUAUUUGAAAAUCA
Messenger RNA from Meriones unguiculatus (Mongolian gerbil), 4969 nucleotides. It is a transcript of the gene Myo1f, whose product is annotated as myosin IF. The transcript has 28 exons. The record is from RefSeq and is a predicted model, not a curated record. Gene Ontology annotation, biological process: actin filament organization; vesicle transport along actin filament. Gene Ontology annotation, molecular function: actin filament binding; microfilament motor activity; ATP binding. Bases 160 to 3456 code for a protein of 1098 amino acids. Gene Ontology annotation, cellular component: plasma membrane; vesicle; myosin complex. NCBI's taxonomy places the organism in Eukaryota, Metazoa, Chordata, Mammalia, Rodentia, Muridae.